UCUUAUUCUCUGCAUGGAUCAAAAGACAAGCUAUUGAACCAUUAUAUAUAUUUUUCUUGUUACAUUGAAUGACUGUUAAAACACGAUUAUGACUAUGUAAUGGUAAUAUUAUUAAUGUAUGGAAUUACAACACAUUCCUUCAUAAGGCUUUAAAUAGCAUAAGAAUAAAUAUUUUUGAAUGGAGUUAAAUAUAUUUAUGAGCAAUUGUGAAGAAGGCAUUCAUAUGAACCUUGAACAUAAAUGUUUCUUAGACAUCCUUUCUGUCACGCCCUGGCCUUAGUAUUCUGCGUUUUCUUUAUUAUUUUGGUUAGGCCAGGGUGUGACAUGGGUGAUUUAUUGUGUUUUGUCUUGUCUAGGGGUUUAUUCGAUUGAUGGGGUUGUGUUCAGUAUAGUUGUCUAGGAAAGUCUAUGGUUGCCUGGAGUGGUUCUCAAUCAGAGGCAGGUGUUUAUCGUUGUCUCUGAUUGGGAACCAUAUUUAGGCAGCCAUAUUCUUUGGGGUAUUUUGUGGGUGGUUGUCUCCUGUGUCAGUGUUUGUACCACACAGGACUGUUUCAGGUUUACACGGUUCUUGUUUUUGUAGUUUGUUCAUGUAUAGUUUUUCUUAUAAAAAAAACCAUGAACUUCAACCACGCUGCAUUUUGGUCCUCCGCUCCUUCCCAGGAAGAAUCUCGUUACAAUCUCUAGGCAUUACAGAAAAAUACAUCUUAGUUGAAUAAAAGUGCUAAGAAGGUUGUUAUGAAUGCCACUGUAGCACUCAUAAAGGUGUAAUGAAAUAUUAAUAUCCGAUGUGUAUUGCUAUAUUUAUUGUUAUUAUCACAACACCAUUUCAUAUUGUAUUUCACACUUGUCUCCUGCUCCAUACCAGUAGACACAGACAUAGAUAGUGACCAUUAGAGAAAGAGGAGAAAGAGGAGAGAGACCCCGGUGUUGUGGUUGAUUCAUCGAGGCAGUAGAGGCAGGAUGUGGGUCCUCAUCUGGGCAGCUCUACUUCUCUCUCUGACAGAGAGAACCACAUGCCAAAAGAAGGCCACUGCAGCAGCAUACAACAUCACCUUCAGUCCAGCAGAGAUAACACCACAGACUGGACUAUGUGCUGUUAUUCCAUGUUCGUUCACUCACCCUGAUGACUUCCUUGCUAGCAUAGCAAUGUGGCUUAAAUGCCCUGAUGCACAAUGUUCUAUUAAAUUCAACAUGGACUCUAUUUUCCACUCAAGAAACUCCUCUAUAGCUCAGGAGGGUUAUAGAAGGCGAGUAGCACUACUGGAGACAGACCUGACAAAGAAGAACUGCAGUAUGAUCAUCAACGACAUCACUAAGACUGAUGACGGAGACUAUAAAUUUAGACUGUCCGGGACAUUGAACAGUGGAACAAGAAGUAAAUUUACAUCCACAGAGAAAAUUAAAAUUGCAGUAAAAGCUCUGACCCAGAAUCCCUCAGUGUUGACUCCUCCUCUGACAGAGGGAGAACCAGCGACCCUGACCUGCACCGCCCCGGGGAUCUGCUCUGGAACUCCUCCUAACAUCACAUGGAUAUGGAGUGGGACAGGAGACAACAUCACUGAGCUCAGAGACAACACCACUACACAAAGGAGAGAGGAUCUGACCGGCUUCACAACAACCCACUUCUCAACUUUGACCUUUACCCCCUCAGCUAAGCAUCACGGCACCAAGGUCACAUGUCUGGUGACCUUCAAUGGAAGCGUCACCACCAACAAGACACUGAAAUUGAAUGUGACACAGGGAGUAUCUAAAGACAUCUUGGCUAUGCUGUUGAACCCACCACUGAUUACUGCAGUUGUGAUUGGUGCAGCCUUCUCAUCCACCAUCUGUUGUAUCAUCCUGUGUUUGACAGGGAAAUAUAAAAAACGCAAAGAGAGGACCCCAAAGAACUUAGACUCCAAAAGCUCUUUCACGAACCUGGAAAUGGUGGCAUGUGAAGACCAACAGAGAGAUGCAGGACAGGCAGUGAUGGGCGAACAGACACAUCUGCAGGUGGAGCUGAGGGAGGGAACUGAAAACGGAGGGCUCCAGACCAGUGGCGCUGCGGGACACUCUGCCCCAGGGGAAGAACCAAAAGAGGUGGACUACGCCAGUAUCAACUACUCCCUACUGAAGAAGAAGACACCUGAGGAGGCAGAGAAGAAGACCACUACCACAGAGUCAGAUUACGUCGAAAUCAAACGAGAGAAGAAGAAUGAGGGGGGAAAAGAUAGUGGAGAGGGGAGUGGUGUGAUGGAAGAGGUGGAAGGGGAGGAGAUGAUAGGGAAGGACGUGGAGAAAGAGAACGGUAAGCCAGUACGAGAGACAGAUGAAGAUACAGCGCUUUACUCCAACGUCAAGGCUAUUUUUGGUGGAAAGUGACACAGCAAUUUUGUCUAGAAACAUGGGAGAUAGCACACAGUACUAUGGCUUCUAUUAUACAGCACUACUGUGUUUUCUCAUAUUCCAGACUGAAUGUUUUGUGAUGAUACAGAGACUUUGUUUAACUCAAUCUACUGUAGGUAAUAGUUUUGGUACUUCUUUAUUUUUCAGCCCUGUGUCAGCCGAAGCAAGUAUUUUUGGGAGGGUUAUACAUAUUUUUUAAGGAAGUUAAUGUAAUGUUAAUUUUGUAAUGAUUCUGUCUUGUGUCACCAUGGGGAAGGACUGACAAAGACAUGGUUUGGAGAAGUAGAGGUUUUCUCCUCUGUCCUUUCAUGUUUUGGCAUUUUGAUUUAACCCUAAACCUAUUUAUUGAGGCACUACCUUACUUUUGAUGGUUGUGUGUAUUUAUAAAUGUAUGAGGGAAAGGAAGUAACCCGCACACUGCUCUUGAUAGUACCACUGAUCUUUAAUAAACUUUUGUGAGUUUUUUAAAAUAGCACCCUUAUGUAGACCUAGCCCCACCCACAUCCGUUCCACGCAUCGAAUGGGGUUGGAGGCGAGGUGAAAAACAAAUCACUGCUACCAAAUAUAACAAUAUGCAUUUCAUAAAUAUUCGAAUAAAGUGUGUACAUAAAACGUAUUAAACACGUCUGUAAAACCACAAUGAGGACAUCAACCUACCAAGCAAGCUUUCAUAAAUCCUUGGGUACAGUGUAAGAAAAACGUCAGAGUAAUCUGAAAUAGGGGCAUAAUUCAUUUUCAAAUGUACAACAUCAAAUACACAGGCAUUUCAAAUUUAAGAAUUUAAGGAAAUAGUGUAUGGAGGGGUGAAAAUCCAAAAACAUUCUCUUUUGCUCAGAGUAUUAUUAAUCUCACCUCCCCUGUCUGAUAUCUUAACCUUCUCUAUGCCACAAAAUCUAAAGGCAGAAAUGUCAUGUUUAGGUCAUUAGAAUGUACUGCGACUGUAUAAUCCCUGUCGUUUCUCCUAAUUGAAUUUGUAUGUUCACUGAUUCUCUGUUUGAGAGAACGAUAGGGUUUUACCGACAUAGCACAGCCCACAUGGACAUUUAAUAAUGUAGAUAACAUGAGUGGUGGCAACACAAUCUCACAUUCAAUUCGUGCAUUUGUGUACAUAAUGCAUUUCAGCUAAUUUUGUGCGUGUUUGUGUUGCUUAAUUCGUGAGAAAAGACACGAAUUUAUGUGCUACUUAAUUUCCUUCGAAAAGACUAAUUUAACCACUAGGCUCCACACAAGCCUUUGCAACAACCAUUGACACGAUAGCCUAUAUUUAAUUGUUGUUCUUCUUUAUGCCUAAUUCGUCGUUAUGAAUAUACAAAAAUGUUGUCUUCAUUUAAUCCUGUUUUAAAAUGUAUAGUUGUAUGCCUAUAUGUACUUUUUUAGACUUGCUGAACAGAAUUUGUGAGAAAAUAUACACAUUACGUGCGACUUAAUUCGUGGGGAAAAAUUUGUUUUAUUAAUGCCAAUGCUGUUUUCUAUGCUUGAUUUCGUUUAAUACUUUGGGAUACUGGUGCACUUGUAAUCAGAAAGGGCAUUUUUUCGUAUAGGCAACAGUACACGAUUUUCGUCAUUACGCAUUACAUAUUUCGUGGAGCCUAAAUUACACAAUUGUCUUCAUAAUACAUUUAUUACAUGUUAAACAAGUUAAUGUAAAAUCAUGAAUUAUUUUGGCUUACACUUAUGGCACUUCCAAGGCCUUUCCAUGAUGAUUAUUACGGUCAUGCCAAUCAUGUUAUAAACUUAGGCUACUGUAACGCGUUCAAACAGUUAGCAAGUCAGAAUGUCAGUUUCCUAGUACAGACGAGCACUUAAACGCUGUAUUAUGCUGGCUUCACAUUUUCGUGUGAAAUGGGGAAAUGGAAAGUUGUAACUCCGACAUGAUUGUGUUCAAGUGCUUUUGAAUUCGGAACAAUGUUUAAACCAAUAAGAUUGGCAACAUAAUUUUCUCAUUUCCCACUUGUUAUUCCUAUUUGGGGGGUCAUUCAAGUGAAACAUCCCAGUAGGAACUAGGAAUUUCCGAGAACUCCGAUAGCAUUUGAACGAGGCAUUAGUAUGUGUAAUAGACAACAGUAGGGUCUGGGUCGCAGGGUGUCCAGCCAUUCACGACCACCGCGGAGCGAGUGUCAGUAGCCUACUGUGUGUCCGUAAAGUCAACUAGUAUAAUUAUUGUUUGUGAAGUAAGUAUGGUGAUUAUUAUUACGGUUCUGGUCGUAAAUAAAGUAAGAAUGAAAUUAAUGCACAAAAUAAAAUAUAACAUUGACAAA
Molecule: messenger RNA, 4643 nt
Organism: Oncorhynchus nerka (sockeye salmon)
Lineage: Eukaryota; Metazoa; Chordata; Actinopteri; Salmoniformes; Salmonidae
Product: myeloid cell surface antigen CD33-like
Exons: 6
Coding region: 961-2361 (466 amino acids)
Source: RefSeq, a predicted model, not a curated record